AUGGCGGUAAAGAUGCUCUAUCGAGGACCAAGUUCGAAACUUGAGAAUUUAAUAGAAAAAAUUCAGGCUACAAAGGAGAUUGGAACUACAGAUAUGUACUCCACGCACACCUCUUCUAAUUACUCACCCUCAGUAUCAGAUGGCACGUUAACACCAAACUCAUUGCAACACCAAGAACAUCACUCACACUCCCAAUCAAUGCAAUAUUUUCCACAACAGAAUACUGACGGAGACACCAGUCGCAGAGUUAAUCAGCGAAAGGGGUUAUACACGACAAAGGAUGAAGGAACUGAAGAAAAUGAAGUGGGUGGUAAUGGAGAUGUCAAAAGUUCUGAAAAUAAUUCCGCUGAUACACUCAAUGCUGCGCAACUAGAAAACAAUGCCAACGCAGAUACACAACACAAAAGACAAGCGCGCCUUCAUCGGCAGCACCUUUACCACCACGGCGACUAUCACAGCUCGAAAAUUAUAACAAAACUGCGAAAAAUCGAAAGAGUCGCUACAAAGUUUGAUAAGUUGACAGGCGAUGGCAUUAAGGGUAACACCGUUGAUGGCUCUUAUCAGUGUCAGUUCUGUGAUAAAUCAUUUCCGCGACUUGGUUAUUUAAAAAAACACGAACAGAGCCAUGCCGAGCAUCUACCCUUUAAAUGUGAUUAUUGCGCUCGACUGUUUAAGCACAAGAGAUCGAGGGAUCGACACACUAAACUGCACACCGGGGAUCGCCGUUACCGCUGCCCUCACUGUGAGGCUGCUUUUUCUCGAAGCGAUCAUCUCAAAAUCCAUAUGAAAACUCAUGAUAAUCAGAAACCAUUUCAAUGCACGAUAUGCAAUCGUGGGUACAAUACCGCCGCGGCACUGACAUCGCAUAUGCAAAACCAUAAAAAGCAGGCAGCUAUCCUAGCUGCCGGUGGAAACCCACAAGCGCUCAAUUAUAGCCCCCGAUCCAGUGGAUCAGUCUCCAGUAGUGGAAGCUUUCAUAAAAGGCGCUAUGCUGCGGCAUUAAUUCAUACUGAAAAUAAGUCAAACCGGUUGGAACACCCAAAGCGACCUCGGACUGUCAAUCUUUUAACGUGUAACUAUUGCUCCAAAACUGAAUUCAACUCCAUUGAUCAGUUGGACAUUCAUAUACAAACAAAGCAUGAGAAAGAAAUAUUUUCAACACAAAAAAUACAACAACAGACAACUCCUAACAGUACUUUCUCAGACCAGAGUUCAUUUCAGCUGCGUUGUGAAUAUUGCACUAUGCAAUUUGGAAAUCUUCCUGCACUAUUUCAACACAUACGCAUCUCCCAUGUCGACCGAUUGGCCAGUCCCAACUCUUAUUUUGAGCAUUUCAAUCGCUUGGCUGCAUCUGGAACUUUCAGUCCUCGCUUAGUAACUGACAAAACAGCCUUGAAGGAGGGCAACAUAGCGAAACGAAAUAAUAUAAAGCAGGAACAGAUCGUACCUUCAGUAAAUGCCAAAGAUGAAAAACAAGAGGAAGAACCCACUGACCUUAGUCAAAAUAAACGACGCUCACCGACCCCAGUAUCAACGACAGAGGAGUCUUUUCAACCCGACAUAUUCUUUUGCAACCAAUGCAAUGCUGGCCUACCAGAUUUUGAGAAGUUCCGAAGUCAUUUAAAAACGCACAUAACUCAAGGAUUAAAUCUUAUUUGUCAUCAUUGUGGUUUGGCGUUACAAGAGCCAUCUGAGCACGAACGCCACGUAAUCUCGCAUUAUUUAAUCUCUAACUCUGAAUAUGCUUGUGAAUACAGCAAAUGUGAUAAAUCUUUUUCAAAGGCAGAUGAGCUGCAAAGCCACAUGUUGGAUCAGCAUACAAUUUCCAUGUUCAAAUGCUCGGUCUGCUCUGAGCUCUUUGAGUCGAAAAUGGCAAUUCAAAUGCAUUUCGCUUGCACACAUUCUGUCGAAACAAAAUCUUUCCGUUGCUCAGCUUGUAUGGAAAUAUUUAGAUCUGAGAGUGAGUUCAAUAAUCACGUUAAAUCGCAUCACCCGGGGCUGAAUGGACCAGUUCCCAACUCACUUCAAUGUAUGUUUUGUCGAACUGUGUGCUCAAAUGAAUUAGAAAUGCAUUUUCAUCUUGCCGCACAUGCACGCCAAUUUCAAUGCCCAUCAUGCCCGGAAACAUUUCACGUGGAAUUUCUGUUGGACCGGCAUAUGCAAAGCCAUCAUAGUGGCAAUACUCGACCAGUGUUAUCUUCAAAAGGAACAUUUGAAGAUGCAUCGACACCAUCAAAUGUACCGAAUCAAAUUAAUUCACUUUAUAUGAAUGCUUUGUUAAGUAAAACUCCACAAAUGCCGAUUUCCUCACAAAAUAACAACACAAGCAUUCUUGACUACAACAUUGCGUUUGCCGCACAUCUUAAUAAGAGCCUCUUCCCCGGUCCCACAGCAGUGGCUCCUUUGGCCGAUGGUAAGUUCUAUAAUGCUUUGCAAGUCGAUACAAGCACCGUUAAGCAUCCGGGACUUAUGUAUGGCUUAAGCCAACGCUAUUUCGACACAAGUCGAACCUUAAUAGAGAUGUAUACUCAGCAAAGGAUGGAAAAACCAACAACCGUGGAAAACUAUUACAACAGCCCGAAACCACAGCCAAUCGCUCAGCACCUAAAAUUGAAACCAGAUUUGCAUCAAAAUCGAUCCCCAGCAGAAUCGAUAAUACCGACGUCGGUAGCUUCAAGUUCUUCCAUGUGUUAUAGUUGUGAUAUUUGCGAACGCAAUGAUUUUCGGUCGGAAGGAGAAGUGAAUUCCCACCGAAAGAUUGUACAUAAUAUGAAAACAGGAGUUAGUCUACGUUGUGCAUAUUGCUCAGGAAAUUUUAAAUCUCGUAGUGAGUUGGAGCAUCAUAUGAAGACUUGUCAUAACUCCACUGGAAAACAUAAGUGUUUAAUAUGCGACGAAAUUUUCCCUUCACCCGCUAUAUUGGCGGAACACAAGUUGCAACACUCUAAAGUUGGUCAAUCGGGGAAAUGUUCACAUUGCAGUAAGCCUUUGGACGACGUUGCAGCUUAUAAAGCCCAUCUGAGUGAGCACAACAAUGAGAGCCAGCUUCCCAUGCAAUGCAUCUGCUGUCGACAGUCGUUGCAUUCGGAUUUCGAGAUCACCUUGCAUGCCCAAUUUCAUACCAAAUCUUCGAACAGUCCCGAAAGCGUUUGUGCACUCUGCUUAGAACCUAUCCCAAAUUCCAACAAUGGCGACGCUAAAGUUUGCGAAAAAUGUUGCCGGAAACACAAACUGGGUGGUAAAUUCAAUACCCACCGCCUACGAAAUGAAAUUUUUGAACAUGUUCCAGAAGUGCGACGUAAUACAUUGCCAACUGAAAGUCGAUGUAAUAUCUGCAAACUGAUGUUACCACAUGCCCAAAAACUGCAGGAGCAUUUGGUGGAGCAUACCUUUGCUGGGUGUGAAGAACGAGGUUUCAACUGCUACAUAUGCUCUGCCGUUUUCACUACACCAAGCAGCUUACUGACUCACAUGCAUGAGCACGGGCCUCAGUGCCGCCCUUACGACUGUAAUUUAUGUAGUGACAAGUACUUUUUCCGUGCUGAACUCGAGCACCACUUACUGGCUCAUGAGUCACAGACUACUUGUGAGUUGAAAGACAAAGAAAAAGAUAAGGAAAAGUUUACUUCAUUUCCGAAUGCAACCGAAAACUCAGUGCCCUAUCCAGAAGUUAAGAAAGAAAUAUUGUUAAAUGAUGAUAAAAUCCCAACUGGCGAAGAAGAUGAGUACAUCGAAAUUGAAAAUGUUAAUGAUGUUCAUCAUGCUUAUAAUUCAACACAGCAAAGUUAUGGCACUCCUGAAGAAAUCCUACAAAAAGAAGAUAGGAAACAUCAAAGCAACUAAAAUACCAGUAUGUCGACAGAUACUUGACCGAACUUCGUGUUUCAUGUAUAAAACUUUUUAAUGUUUUUGUUUAUUAUUUAACAUUUAGUAAUUAUAUGCGUGUUUGUGAAGAUUUAAAAAUGUCGACGUUAAUUAUUUCAA
Messenger RNA from Ceratitis capitata (Mediterranean fruit fly), 3984 nucleotides. RefSeq names its product zinc finger protein 423 homolog (gene L). Gene Ontology annotation, molecular function: RNA polymerase II transcription regulatory region sequence-specific DNA binding; DNA-binding transcription factor activity, RNA polymerase II-specific. NCBI's taxonomy places the organism in Eukaryota, Metazoa, Arthropoda, Insecta, Diptera, Tephritidae. The transcript is spliced from 5 exons. Gene Ontology annotation, biological process: regulation of transcription by RNA polymerase II. The record is from RefSeq and is a predicted model, not a curated record. Bases 1 to 3843 code for a protein of 1280 amino acids. Gene Ontology annotation, cellular component: nucleus.